AUGCCAAAACUGUGUGGAAAUAGUUACAUCUACAAAAAAGUUUUAAAAGUUCACUUGAGAAGUCAUAAUGGAGUGAAGCCGUACACAUGUGAUCAAUGUGGGAAGAGUUUCACACAGAAAGGAAACCUUACUGAACACAUGAGGAUCCACACUGGAGAGAAGCCAUAUGUGUGUGAUAAGUGUUGGAAGAGUUUUGCAAAUCUAAGUAAUUUGAAAUCACAUCUGAAUUCUCAUUCUGAAGUAAGACAAUUUGUGAUCGUCAACUGUGAUCAGUGUGGAAAAAGCUAUUCUGGGGCAAAAUCCCUAAAGUUACACCUGAAAAUUCAUACAAAGGAGAAACCUCACAUGUGUUCUUUGUGUGGAAAGAGUUUUUCACGGCUAAGUGUUUUAAAAGUACACCAGAAAAGUCACAGCGGUGUGAAGGAUCAUAUAUGCUCUGAUUGCGGGAAGACCUUUAUUACAGAUGCUGGACUGAAACAGCACCAGAGAAUUCACACUGGAGAAAAACCUUACAAGUGUUCACACUGUGACAAGAGAUUCAGUCAAUUUGGAUCUUGGAAAAGACAUGAAAGGACACACACUGGAGAGAAGCCGUAUUACUGCUUUUCAUGUGGGAAAAGUUUCACUCAAUCAUCUUCUCUUCUCCGUCAUACAAAAAACAUAUGUCUGAAAUCACAUUAAGUAGUUUCUGUUCAGGUCCUGCACUUCAAGUGCAAUGUUGCGUCCUCAUCAAACUUGACACAAUAUGUCAAGCAAUAAAAGCUUUACUCCAUAAAGUCUUAACCAGCCACAAGUGACAAGGCA
Molecule: messenger RNA, 804 nt
Organism: Sinocyclocheilus anshuiensis
Lineage: Eukaryota; Metazoa; Chordata; Actinopteri; Cypriniformes; Cyprinidae
Product: zinc finger protein 501-like
Exons: 2
Coding region: 1-681 (226 amino acids)
Biological process (GO): regulation of transcription by RNA polymerase II; embryo development
Cellular component (GO): nucleus
Molecular function (GO): DNA-binding transcription factor activity, RNA polymerase II-specific; RNA polymerase II transcription regulatory region sequence-specific DNA binding
Source: RefSeq, a predicted model, not a curated record